Molecule: messenger RNA, 1208 nt
Organism: Fimicolochytrium jonesii
Lineage: Eukaryota; Fungi; Chytridiomycota; Chytridiomycetes; Spizellomycetales; Powellomycetaceae
Exons: 5
Coding region: 45-1079 (344 amino acids)
Cellular component (GO): U5 snRNP
Source: RefSeq, a predicted model, not a curated record
GCGAUUUCACACUUUCCCAUUCCCAAUCCUACACACAAGCGCAAAUGAUGUCCGCAACACACUCCCGCAAACGCAAACCCACAACGGACGACGACGACGCCAUCAUCGGGCUCGCCAGCUCGUCCUCCUCAUCGAGCCUCAAACCGGCAACCAAGAAACGGGUGCGGAUCGGCGGGGCAGAGUUCCAGGAUGCUCCUGCGUAUCCCCCAGCUGGGUUCGGGGGGGACGACGAGGAGGAUGAUCAGGAGGAGGAUUUGGAGACGAAAAAAGGCCGUCGCGGAGCCGUCAACCUCGACGGCUACGACAGCGAAUCCGACUCGGACUCGGACAGCGGUGCCCCAGCCGCCGGCGGCGAAGACGACGACAUGUUCGGCAGCACGUUCGAAACGCCGCAGCAGAAAAAGAAAAAGAAGAACGAGCCGACCUUCCUCAAACGCGACCAUAUCGAAGGGCAAGAGUGGGGUGACGACACUAACGGAGAUAUGGAUGAGGAUGAGGGUGAUGGGGCCGAUGGGGCGGAGGUGGGAGCAAAAGUGAAGAUAACACCCUUCAACAUGGAUGAAGAACUCGAAGAAGGGGAUUUCGACGAGAGCGGGCAUUAUAUCCGCAAGAAGGAUGAGCUGCAGAUGCAUGAUAAUUGGUUGCAGGGGGUGACGAAGGAUCAGAUCGAGAAGGCAAAAGCAGCACAAGAAAAACAACUCGCCCAAUCCACAACCACCUCCGACGACGCAGAACUGGACACGAUAACCGACCCGAACCAUCUAUGGCUAAAAGCGAUACAUUUGAUGAAGCCGGGGGAGAAUAUACCCAAGGCGUUGAGACGGCUCGCGGGGCCGAAGACGGCGAAGGCGAGGUGGAAGAAGAAUGCCAAGAAGGGUGGGGAGGGGACGGGGAACGGGGAUGGAGUGGACCCCAAGGCAGCCGAAAACGCCAAAUCAGUCGCCCAACUCACGUCGUAUGUCGACAAGCUGAUGGGGUUGGGUGUCCUAGACGCCUACGACCUCCAAUAUGAAGCCGUCGUCCGACAACUCCGCGCCGCGGAUCUGUUGUACGAGGAUUGGCAGCCGCCCGUCGAAUAGAGGCAUCGCACGUCACAUGUCCUCUCCUCACAUACUCCUCCCCACCACCACCUUUGACCAGUUUCCAACUGUAUCUUGCCUUUUCACCCAUCUCCGCCACCCGUGCGUCGGCGGGUACUGUACAUAUAC